This is a messenger RNA of Brugia pahangi, 366 nucleotides long. The record is from the annotation of a GenBank genome assembly. Lineage: Eukaryota; Metazoa; Nematoda; Chromadorea; Rhabditida; Onchocercidae.
AUGAUAAUGCCGACUUCAGCAACAUCCUCCAAGGCAAAAUCAACAACAGCAAUAGCUUCAAAAGCGACCUCCAAGGCAUCAAAAUUAACAACAGCAGUUUCAAGACUAUUGCCUAAGACAUCGAAACCAACGGGAAAAAUUUCUGCCUCUACAGCUUCUGUGAUUCCAACUGCUACCGUAAAAGGUACGCUAAUGACUACAGCAAAACGUGUAUCACCAACUCCUUCUCCAGUAGCGAGUGUAGCAGAUCAAUGUUUUUGGUACUGGUGGUGCUGGUGGUGUUGGUGGUCUUCAAUGUAUCAAAUCUGUUCUUUGAAUUACUGGAGUUUUUAUUUGUGGAAUUUUUGGUAUUCAUGGUACAUGUAG